Molecule: messenger RNA, 4901 nt
Organism: Condylostylus longicornis
Lineage: Eukaryota; Metazoa; Arthropoda; Insecta; Diptera; Dolichopodidae
Gene: Oatp30B
Product: solute carrier organic anion transporter family member 74D
Exons: 11
Coding region: 550-4800 (1416 amino acids)
Biological process (GO): transmembrane transport; sodium-independent organic anion transport
Cellular component (GO): membrane
Molecular function (GO): protein binding
Source: RefSeq, a predicted model, not a curated record
UGGUGCCCAUAGUGAAAGUUAGAAUAUCUAAUAGCAUAAUUUUUCAAUGAUUUCAGAAUUUUUAGAAGAAAUUUUUAAAAGUUUGCCAAAUUGAAAUUCUGUACAUUCAUUUUCUGAAUGAAAAAUCGUAACGGAUUCUUCUGCAAUUUGUAACGGUAAGCUGUAAAUUAUUGAUUGACGUGGUGAGCAUUAACAGCUAUGAUAAAUCAAUUAAAUUACGGAUUUAAGAAAGAAAUUUUUAAGCAGCAAAAUAAUGAUUUUGUAAAAAAAAUUGUGAUAUUUAAAAAAAAAAACACCAACUGUGUCACAAGUGCAAUAAUUUUUCAAAGGCAACUUUAAUAAAACAGAAGAAAAACCAACUUUUUACCUCCCCUUAUUUCAAAAAGUGCUAUUAAAAAAUUUAUAAUUACAGAAUUUCUUCAAAUAUUUGUAUUUCAUUUCAAAUAAACUACAUUAAGUGGCAUGAAAUUCAAUAAAAUUAAAAUUUAUCGCAAGAUUCAUUCUAAAAAAAUUCACAUUUAAUAAAAUUUAAAAAACAAAAAAAAAAAAAUGACUGCAACAACAUCUGGUAAUACCACACAUCAACCACAACAGCAGCAACAACAACAACAACAACAACAGCAAUCACUACAGCAUGGUCAAAUAAAUAAUAGUGCAAUGAUUUCUGAAAAUAGUUAUAAUAGCAACAAUUGUGGUAAUCCAAGCAGCAGUAAUAAUAAUAAUAUUAGUAAUGGACAUAGAAAAGGUCACAGGCGACAAGAAUCUAUGUACCAAAUGACUGGUCUUUAUUCAGAAACAAAUUCUGGUGAUGAAAGUAGCACAGAUGGUGGCGGUAUAUUAGAUCCAGAAUAUACAUCAAUAAAUAGUCAUCAUAAUAAUAAUAAUAACAAUAAUAAUAAUAAUUAUCAUCAUCAUAAUAUAGUUUCGAAUAGCUCAAAAAAUCAAUUACCAGCAACACAUUCAAAUUUAUCAGAUACGGUUAUUAAAUGCCAUAGUCGACAGCCAUCAGCAUCACUUAUUGAUCGUGAAUUUAAUAAUCAACAUCAACAUCAUUUACAUCAUCAUCAUAGUGAUAUAGAUGAUUUAGAUUUAAGUCGUGAUUGUGGCAUAUUAAAUUUUCGUCCGAAUUUUAUACAAAAAUUUGCUCGUAUAAAAAUUUUUGUAUUAUUAUUAUCAAUACUAGUCACAUUACAGCAAGCAUUAAGCUCUGGUUAUAUUAAUUCAGUAAUAACAACAAUUGAAAAACGUUUUGAAAUACCAUCAAGCUAUUCUGGUUUAAUAGCAUCAAGUUAUGAAAUUGGUAAUGUGAUAACUGUUAUAUUUGUUAGUUAUUUGGGUAGUCGUAGGCAUAUUCCAGUAUGGAUUGGAGUUGGUGCUGUUAUAAUGGGUAUCGGUUCCUUAAUAUUUAUGGUACCUCAUUUCACUACAGAAGCAAAUCUAUCAUAUAGUGGUGAAAAUUCUAGUAAAGAUAAUAUUUGUCGUGGUGUUUCAGUACGUGAACAAGAUAUGGGUUUAAGCCGUCUAUCAAGUGGUUUAACAAAUAAUAUCCGUGAAAAUAAUUGUAUUGAAGGUAAAUCAUCAACAUUUGGUCCAGUUUUGCUCUUUGUUAUUGCUCAAUUAUUACUUGGCUGUGGUGGAUCACCUCUUUUUACACUUGGAACGACAUAUGUUGAUGAUCAUGUUAAAACUGAAAGUUCAUCUCUUUAUAUUGGAUGCAUGUAUAGCAUGGCAGCAUUUGGGCCUGUAUUAGGUUUCUUACUUGGUGCAUAUUUAUUAUCAUUUCAUAUGGAUUCAUUAUCAGGAAGCUUUAUUCCUAUACCUUCUGAUGAUUGGAGAUGGGUUGGUAUGUGGUGGGGUGGAUUUUUAGUUGGCGGAAUACUACUAAUAAUGGUGGCUAUACCAUUCUUUUCAUUUCCGAAAGUAUUAACUCAUGAAAAGAAAAAAUUAAGAAGAGCAGAAAUGAAACCAAUACAGCAAAUGCUUCCAAAUAAUUCAAAUAGUUUACAAAGAAAAUCCAUGGAAAAGCAAUUGCAAGAGAAAUUACAACAAGAAUUGAAGCAGCAACAGCAGGAAAAAAGUGAAAAAUCUGAUUAUGGAAAAGAUAUUAAAGAUAUUCCACGUUCAAUGUACCGACUAUUAACAAAUCCAGUUUAUAUAUGCACUUGCUUGGGAGCAUGCAUGGAAUUAAUGAUUGUUUCUGGAUUUAUUGUUUUCUUACCAAAAUAUUUAGAAACUCAAUUUAGUCUUGGUAAAAGUCAAGCUAGUGUAUUUACUGGUUCAAUAGCAAUACCUGGAGCAUGUAUUGGAAUAUUUAUUGGUGGAGUAUUUUUAAAACGUUUCCAAUUGAAACCCAAGGGAGCUGUACAAUUUGUAUUAGUUUCAAAUAUAAUAUGUCUUGCCGCUUAUGCUAUGUUAUUUUUCUUGGGAUGUGAUAAUGUUAAAAUGGCUGGUACCACAAUACCAUAUUACAAUUCUUCGACGCACACCUCAAUGGAUCCUUUUAGAGUUAAUUUAACAGCUGCAUGUAAUUUUGGAUGCGAAUGUCAUAUGAUAGAUGUUGAACCAGUGUGUGGAAAUAAUGGUUUAACAUAUUUUAGUCCUUGUCAUGCUGGAUGUACUGCAUUUUCUUCUAAUACUAAUUAUACAAAUUGUGCUUGUGUUCAUUCCAAUACAACCCCAAAACAACCGAAAACUGAUAAUCCAAUUACUAGUUUCUUAGGACCCGGUGGUAGUCAUGCUGAAGCUUUAAAUGCACCACCUUUAAGUGAUUUUGCUGAAGUUACUGUAGUUCCUGUUGCAACUGCUGGUCCAUGUACAACUCCAUGUCGUACAAUUUAUCCAUUCCUUAUAUUAUUAUUCUUUAUGACAUUUGUGGUCGCUGGAACUCAAAUGCCAUUAUUAAUGAUCGUUUUAAGAUCAGUGUCAGAAGAAGAACGUUCGUUUGCUCUUGGAAUGCAAUUUGUCAUAUUUCGAUUAUUUGGAUAUAUACCGGCACCAAUUGUUUUUGGUAAUUUAAUAGAUUCAACAUGUUUGCUUUGGAAAUCAACUUGUGGCGAAAAUAGUGGAAGAUGUUUAUUUUAUGAUAUUGAAGCUUUUCGAUUUAAAUAUGUCGGAUUAUGCACUGGAAUAAAAUUAGUAGCAUUAGCAAUAUUUCUAGUUGAUUGGUGGUUAGUCAGAAGAAGGAAACAACUAGAAAAACUAAAACCUAUAACUGUUAAUGAUGUUAUUGGAUCAAUAAUAAGUUUAGACAAACUUUUCGAAGAGAAACAGCAAGCAUUAGAAAAUGAUCAGGUUGUGCCAUAUGGAGGUGAAUUAUGUAUUUCAAAUGAGGGUUACAUACCGGAUUCAAAUAAAAACAUAAUGGUUACAUCAAAACAUUCUAGAAAUGAUUCCAAAACUAUUCAAUUAGAAUUCAGAUAUGACAAAUGUGACAAUAAUACAAUUAUUAAUAAUCAAGCACCGAAUUCACUUGGUGUUACUGUACCAGCAACAAAAUCUAAAAAACAUUUCCGUAGUGCAUCGUGUGAUGUUAAAAUGAUUCGUACAAAUUCAAAAGACAGCGCCGAUAAUGAUAAAAUUGUAUUAAAAAAUAAUGUGAAAAAUUUUCAAACACAUUCCCGUAAUAAUUCAAAUGAUUUAACAUCAGAUUUCCGUCAAAAAUUAACACAUUCCAGAACAAAUUCACGGGAUGAUCAUAAUACAAAUAAUAUACGUUAUAUAUUAAAUAAUUUUAAUAAAAAAGAUAACGAUGAAUGUUGGAGUCCAGUAUUUAGUGCAUUAAAUUUAAAUAAUAAUAAUAUCAAUUUUAAUACUAAUAAUAAUAAUUUAUUAAAAUCAACAACAUCAUCGAAGAAACAUUCACGUAAUCAUUCAUAUGAUCAAAUAUAUAUGCCAAAUAAUAUACGUUUUGAUUUAGAUUUAUAUAGACCGAAAAAAAAUGUUAAUUUAGUUAAAAAUUUGGAAAAUAAAGUUAAAAAUUCAAAUGAAAUAUCAAAUAAUUUAAAUAAUACAAAUACAAAUAUAAAUCAUUCACGUUGUAAUUCACGUGAUAUUAGUCCAAAGGAAUUAAAUCAAGUUUUAGAAUCUCCAACAUCAACAUCAACAUCAACAAUAACAAAUGUAACAGCAACAACAGCUCCAUUAAUAACAGCAACCGUACCAAUUAAUAAUAUUAUUGGAAUUAAACAACAAUCAUCAAUUGUUGUAACAGGAUUAGGAACAGGAACUAUUCAAUCAAAUAUACCAUUAUCAACAACAUCAACCAGUUCAAGUACAUUGAGACAUCGUAGAACAAGCUCAAAAGAAGCAAAACUAUUAAUUCCAACACUUGAUGUUUGUAAUUUAACAUCACCAACACCAGGUAUUGCUGGUACAACAAUAAAUUUAUUAAAUAAUGAUGAUAAUAUUAUUAAUAAAAUAAAUAAUGAUGAUGAUGAAGAUGCCAACAUAUCUGAUAUUCCUUUAGUAAAUACAAUACAAAAUAAUAUUAAUAAUUGUUAUUGUAGUAAUAAUUGCAAUAGCAGCAAUAAUUUUUUAUAUAAUAAUACAAAUAAUUGCUAUAAUUGCUGUAAUAAUAUUGAAAAUAUAACAAAAAAUAAUUCAUUACAAAAUAAUAUUGAAUUUGAACAAACAACACAAACAACAGCAACAGCACAUCAAUUAAAUUUAAAUUCAAAUAUAAGUAAUAAUCAUAAUAAUAUAAUUAAAGAUAAUAUUAAUAAUGAUAAUAAAGAUAAUGAUGAUGAAAAUGAUGAUAAUGAUUUAUUAAAUUAUAUGAAAAGUGAUACAACAUGUGUUUAAAUUUUAAAUAUUUUUUUUUUAGAUAAUUAAAAAAAAACACAAAAACAAAAAUUUAUGUUUUAGGUACAAUUAAUAAAUAUUAAAAAAAUAUUAAUUGAAUA